UCCUCAUCUGUAUAGUGCUAUGGCUUGCCUAGUUUCAUUGUCCAUCUCGCUCUUCGUCUGUUUGGUCUGCUCUCAUGGGCAUGCGCUCAGUUUGAAUUACUAUGCAAAGAGAUGCCCCAAUGCCGAAAGCAUUAUAACACAGGUUGUAAAGGAUGCUGCAAAGAAAGACAACACGGUGCCUGCAGCACUACUGAGGAUGCAUUUUCAUGAUUGUUUUAUCAGGGGUUGUGAUGCUUCUGUGCUGUUGAACUCCAAAGGGAAGAACAACGCUGAGAAGGAUGGACCCCCUAAUAGAUCUUUGCAUGCGUUCUAUGUCAUUGACAACGCAAAGAAGGCAGUGGAAGCUCUUUGCCCUGGUGUAGUGUCUUGUGCUGAUAUCUUGGCUUCAGCUGCAAGAGAUGCAGUUGUUCUGUCUGGUGGGCCGUACUGGGAUGUACCCAAAGGAAGAAAAGAUGGGAGGAUAUCUAAGGCUAGCGAAACCACACAAAUGCCAGCUCCACUCUUCAAUAUAUCACAACUCCAACAAAGCUUCUCUCAGAGAGGUCUGUCCAUGGAAGACCUUGUUGCUCUCUCAGGUGGCCACACGAUAGGUUUUUCCCAUUGCUCAUCAUUCCAGAACAGAAUCCACAAUUUCAACGCCACCCAUGACAUUGAUCCUACGCUACACCCAUCCUUUGCAGCAAGUUUGAGAAGCAUUUGUCCAAACAAGAGUGGGGCAAAAAAUGCAGGCACCUCAAUGGAUCCGUCGUCAACUACUUUUGACAACACAUACUACAAGUUGAUUCUCCAAGGGAAGAGCCUGUUCUCUUCAGAUCAGGCUUUACUCACUUCUCCGAAGACAAAAGACUUCGUUUCAAAGUUUGCGACCUCAAAAGAAACUUUCUAUGAGGCCUUUUCAAGUUCCAUGAUCAAGAUGAGCAGCAUCACAGGUGGUCAGGAAAUUAGAAAGGACUGCAGGGUGGUAAACUAAACUAUCUUUCUCAACUAAGCACUUCGAUCAUCUAAAGUGAUCGGAAGAAAACCAGAGCUAUCAAGCUUGUUGAUUUUUCAGAUUAUAUGAACCCCGAAAUUCAAUACUCCACAGAACAAUGCAUAUAUUAUUUACAGAUUUAAAUGUCAAAGCAGUCUAUUUCCUCUCCUGCAAAUAGCAGUCCUGUUUGGAUACCCUGUUAUGCAGAAUUUUUGGGGCUCAAUACAAAACUUGAUGUUAGGGGGGGAAAGAGAUAAAUGGAAAGCCUUCAUGAAACUUUAACCACUGAUUUUACGUGAAAGCAGAAUUGGAGGUCUUGACACAUAAUUAUUUGCCCACGGGUAGCUCAUAAAUGGACAUCCAAAUUGAUUGAUCAGAUCUCAGUACAAAUGCACUUAAUCCCCUUUUUGCACACUUCUGAACAGAAGAUAAUAAGCUCAUAUCAUUUUCAUGCUACAAACAAGUUAUUGGUGCAUACAGGAUUGCAGUGGUCUUGUUACAGGACAUAAAAAAAAUACAAAAACCAAAACAAUUGCUUAUGGUCCACAGUUCAAUUCAGCAUCAAGCUUAGUUUAAUUCCAGAAGUGAUACAAUAAAUAAAACCAAAGGGGGAACAGAUAGUGUAACAUGUUAAUGUCAUCCCCAACACCCCAUGUAUUUUAACAGUCAUUCAAGAAGGCAAAAAA
Messenger RNA from Coffea arabica (coffee), 1656 nucleotides. RefSeq names its product peroxidase 64-like. Lineage: Eukaryota; Viridiplantae; Streptophyta; Magnoliopsida; Gentianales; Rubiaceae. The record is from RefSeq and is a predicted model, not a curated record. Gene Ontology annotation, biological process: response to oxidative stress; hydrogen peroxide catabolic process. Gene Ontology annotation, molecular function: peroxidase activity; heme binding.